Molecule: messenger RNA, 479 nt
Organism: Cervus elaphus (red deer)
Lineage: Eukaryota; Metazoa; Chordata; Mammalia; Artiodactyla; Cervidae
Product: putative protein ZNF720
Exons: 4
Coding region: 126-479 (117 amino acids)
Biological process (GO): regulation of DNA-templated transcription
Source: RefSeq, a predicted model, not a curated record
UCUUGAUUCCCCACUACAGAUUGGGAACACAGAAAGUCGAGAAGGAGCUCAGAAAAGGGUGAGGGAAACAGGAAAACUUUUUCUUCUCUUUCCCUGCAGCAGUUGCAGGUUAAACAGCUGCAUGGAUGCCUUUGAAGGUAUUUUCUCAAGAUGCAGAUGUGAGUUUGGGAUGUAACAUCCCCAGAGAAGACGCAGAGCAGGAGGAAGAAGAGGAGGAAAUGGCAGCUUCUCAGGGGCUGCUGACAUUCCAGGAUGUGACCAUAGAUUUCACGCAAGAGGAGUGGGAAUGCCUGGACCUCGGUCAGCGGGAAUUGUACAGGGACGUGAUGUUAGAGAACUACGGGAAUCUGGCCUGCUUGGGUCUUGUGGUCUCUAAGCCGGACCUGGUCACGUUUCUGGAGCAAAUGAAGGAUCCCUGGGAUGUAAGGAGAAUGGAGACAGCCGUAUACCCAGUCAGAAGUGUGUGGGUGGAGCUGUGA